AUGGAUUCUUUGCCUAUGCACCUGCUGGAAUUAGUUAUAGAAGGAUUAACGUCGUUCUCAGACUUUGUCCACUUCAGUGUCGUCUGCAAGUCAUGGUAUUUUGCAGCAAAAGAUCAUUACAACCGGCGAACUAUGUUAGUCUCGAGUUGUCAUCAUCCUCCUCCGAUGCUAAUGAUUUGCUCUGAUGAAGAAGAUACAUGGAACUUGUAUGACUUUAUGAAUAACAAGCUCCUUGGUAUGCAAGUAAAUGUACCUAGUAAGAGAUUUUGUGCGUCAAAAGGAUGGUUAAUAGCUAUGGAUAAGAACUUUGCAGUAACCUUAAUAAGGGUUAAAGGGAGAAGAGAGAAAGAAAAUUCAGUCAUUUAUCUUCCUCCAUUGACCAUUCCAGAGGGACGUGAAGCGAAAUGGUCUGCAGAUUGUGACAAGUAUGUCUUCAAGGCUAGUAUCUCAGCCGAUCCAAUAUUAAGUGUGAAUGAUUGCAUCGUGACCAUUAUAUAUCGAGGAUGGAAUCAACUGGCUUUUAUAAGACUUGGUAAGGACAACACAUGGAAUUAUAUAAGUGAAGAUAGGUGUAUUGGUACUCAUUUUGAAGAAGUUGUUCAUGCUGAAAAUAAAAUCUAUGCGGUUGAUUAUUUGUCCAAGCUCUGGACUAUUGAUAUUACUUCCCAGUGUCACGAAGAUGAUGUUAAAUUGGUGGCAGACGGUGGUAAACCAAGUGAUUACUAUGUUAAAAGUUAUUUAGUGGAUUCCAGUGGAGAGAAAGAAUUGUUGAUGGUUCGAAGAUAUUAUUAUCAUGGAGUAAACAAUAACAAACGUGUGACAAAAAAAUUCAAAGUGUACGAAUUGGAUUUCAACGGGUGUCGAUGGGUCGAGAAAAGAACCUUACGUGAUGUUGCUCUCUUUCUUGGGGAUAACUCUUCAAUAUCUGUGCCAGCUUCUAAGUUUCCAGGAUGUUUGCCUAAUUGCAUAUAUUUUACUCAUGAUGAUGAUGACGUAGGCCGUGAAUAUGAAUUUUUUCAUGAUUUUGGUGUUUAUGAUGUAAAAAAUAAGAGAUUUUUAUCAGUCGACACCACUCAUGCAGCAACGCUAGUGAAAAAGAGCAAACGACCAUCGAUAUGGGUUUUGCCAACAUUUCAGUUGUAA
Molecule: messenger RNA, 1143 nt
Organism: Fragaria vesca subsp. vesca
Lineage: Eukaryota; Viridiplantae; Streptophyta; Magnoliopsida; Rosales; Rosaceae
Product: probable F-box protein At1g65740-like
Exons: 1
Coding region: 1-1143 (380 amino acids)
Molecular function (GO): protein binding
Source: RefSeq, a predicted model, not a curated record